This is a messenger RNA of Thalassophryne amazonica, 673 nucleotides long. RefSeq names its product DENN domain-containing protein 1A-like. Lineage: Eukaryota; Metazoa; Chordata; Actinopteri; Batrachoidiformes; Batrachoididae. The coding region runs from base 119 to 673 and encodes 184 amino acids. Gene Ontology annotation, cellular component: cytosol; clathrin-coated vesicle. The transcript is spliced from 8 exons. Gene Ontology annotation, molecular function: guanyl-nucleotide exchange factor activity; phosphatidylinositol phosphate binding. The record is from RefSeq and is a predicted model, not a curated record. Gene Ontology annotation, biological process: endocytosis; endocytic recycling.
CAGGACAGACCUACGGCGUUUCACGUGUGUAUAUGGCGUUGUGCAACUCUGUGUGACAGAUUACCGUCAGAAAAACACUUGUGGAGGUUGGCGUUUGUGCUCCGGAUUCUAUGGGAAAAUGAUGGGCUCCCGAAUCAAGGAGAAUCCGGAGUCAACUUUUGAGGUCUAUCUGGAGGUAUUGCAUUCAGGCGCACAAGGCACCGGGCCGGAGGUCAGACGCCAGUUCCCCGAUGACUAUAUGGACCAGGAAACUCUUCAGACUUUGCCCAAGUUCUGCUUUCCCUUCGGCACAGACAGCCUGACAGUCAACCAGGUCGGGCAGAACUUCACAUUUGUCUUGACGGAUAUUGAGAGCAAGCAGAGAUUUGGCUUUUGUCGCCUCUCCUCAGGUGCCCACAGCUGCUACUGCAUUCUCAGCUACCUGCCGUGGUUUGAAGUUUUUUACAAGCUGCUUAACAUCCUUGCAGAUUACACAGUCAAAGCCCAGGACAGCCAAAGACAGGAGCUCCUGGUGUCGCUGCAUAAACUUAUCAUCCCUGAGCCCGGCGUUCCUGUUCAUCUCGGUGUGCAUUCCUUCUUCACUGUGCCCGACACCCGCGAGCUGCCCAGCAUCCCAGAAAACGUGAGUGUUUCCAUCUUCUCCUGUAAGACUUGGUGGUGUUUUUCUGAGUGA